Messenger RNA from Amaranthus tricolor (Joseph's coat), 656 nucleotides. Its product is annotated as protein RESPONSE TO LOW SULFUR 3-like. NCBI's taxonomy places the organism in Eukaryota, Viridiplantae, Streptophyta, Magnoliopsida, Caryophyllales, Amaranthaceae. The transcript has a single exon. The coding region runs from base 83 to 469 and encodes 128 amino acids. The record is from RefSeq and is a predicted model, not a curated record. Gene Ontology annotation, biological process: cellular oxidant detoxification.
CAUACACCACAAUUCAACAAUUCUUCACAAGUUUAAACUUCAAACACUCCCUCCCUUUCCAAAAACACAUAAAAUUACAUAAAUGGCUCCAACAAUGGCCAUGUAUUCAUCAGAAAACAACAGCAAGAAACACAUAAAACCCAUAAAUAACGCCACCAAAAAACAUGGCAGCGGGGAGAAAGAGGAAAAAGAUGUGGAAGUUUCUAGAAGAAGAGAGGAAGAGUUAGAGAGAGAAUUAAAGGAGAGUUUAAAGAGAGAAGAGAAGCUGAGAUUUGAACUCCAGAAAGUUCUAGAAAGAGUGAGAGUUGCUGAAGAAGCUGAAGAGAUGCUUUGUGCACAAUUAGGAGAACUUGAGGUUGAAUCUGUCGAACAAGCGCGUGAAUAUAACGCGCGUAUUGCUGCCUUGAUGGAUCAGCUUUCUCAUGCUAAUAAGCUCCUCCAAUCUGCUUCCAUCCCUAUUCACCAAUAAUUUUUUUCUUUUGUUGUAUUUUUAUUUUUAUUUUAAUGGUGGAUAGAUCAUAAAUAUGGUUCAGGGAGAGUUUUGUAAUUAGAUAAGCCAAUGAGUUUGGCUUAAAGCAAGAAUAUGUAAGAUGAACUAUCAAUACUAUAUGAAUAUAUAUUAUUCCUAUGAGUUUUUGUAAAACUUGUGUUGUCUA